Molecule: messenger RNA, 2780 nt
Organism: Anoplopoma fimbria (sablefish)
Lineage: Eukaryota; Metazoa; Chordata; Actinopteri; Perciformes; Anoplopomatidae
Gene: kat7b
Product: K(lysine) acetyltransferase 7b
Exons: 14
Coding region: 176-1840 (554 amino acids)
Biological process (GO): regulation of DNA-templated transcription
Cellular component (GO): nucleus
Molecular function (GO): zinc ion binding; histone acetyltransferase activity
Source: RefSeq, a predicted model, not a curated record
UGGCCCGUCUGUGUGGAGAAUGUGGCGCGAUAGACCCGGGCGACGCUGUGUACAUAUAAACUUCUGCCUGAAAAUAAUCAAUAAAAUAGUUUUCUAAGGUCUUUUUUUUAAGUUUGGGAAAUUCUGCCAUUUCUAAACUACAAUCCCGCAGGAAGUACCGCGCAUCAAGCUGAAAAUGCCCCGCAGACGACAGAGACAUAUGGUCGGGAGUGGUUCUGAUGGAACCGAAGACUCGGACUCCUCCGCUGAAAGAGAACAGACCAAUAGCUCAGAAAGUGAUGGGAACAUGCCCAAGAGACAGCGCCUCACCAGAGCCUCUACUCGCCUUAGCCAAAGCUCUCAGGAUACUCCGGACUUGAAGCGAGCCGCUGACCACGAUGAAUCUCCACCAUUGACGCCAACGGGAAAUGCCCCCUCUUCUGAAUCUGAGCUGGACAUCUCCAGCCCCAAUGCCUCCCAUGAUGAGAGCCAGGCCAAGGAUCAAGCCAACAGAGACUCAGAUAAGGACCUCUCCCAUCGACCCAAGCGCCGUCGCUGUCACGAGACCUAUAACUUCAACAUGAAAUGCCCAACGCCGGGAUGCAAUUCACUCGGUCAUCUCACAGGAAAACAUGAACGUCAUUUUGCUGUAUCAGGUUGCCCUCUUUACCACAAUCUUUCUGCUGAUGAAUGCAAGGUGAAAGCCAUCAGCCGUGAGAAACAAGAGGAGGAGGUGGUGAAGGAAGAAAACAACUCGCGCCAUGCAACUCGCCACCAGACACCAACAUCAAAACAGAGCAGAUACAAAGAGCAGGUGUCUGAGAUGAGGAAGGGGCGAAACUCUGGCCUUCAGAAGGAGCAGAAAGAAAAGCACAUGGAGCAUCGGCAGACACACAGCAACACCAGAGAGCCUCUGCUGGAGAACAUCACCAGUGAAUAUGACCUGGAGCUCUUCAGAAAAGCCCAGGCCCGUGCAUCUGAAGAUCUGGAGAAGCUUCGUAUCCAGGGUCAGAUCACAGAGGGCAGUAACAUGAUAAAGACAAUCCUGUUUGGCCGCUAUGAGCUGGACACUUGGUACCACUCCCCCUAUCCUGAGGAGUAUGCACGCCUAGGUCGCCUCUACGUCUGUGAAUUCUGCCUCAAGUACAUGAAGAGCCAGACCAUUCUCAGACGACACAUGGCCAAGUGUGUGUGGAAGCAUCCUCCAGGAGACGAGGUUUACAGAAAGGGUGGAAUAUCUGUGUUUGAAGUUGAUGGCAAAAAGAAUAAGAUCUACUGCCAGAACCUGUGUUUACUCGCCAAGCUCUUCUUGGACCACAAAACGCUGUACUACGACGUUGAACCUUUUCUCUUCUAUGUCAUGACUGAGGCCGACAACACCGGCUGCCAUUUAGUGGGAUACUUUUCCAAGGAGAAAAAUUCCUUCCUCAACUACAAUGUAUCCUGUAUCCUGACAAUGCCGCAGUACAUGAGGCAGGGCUUUGGCAAGAUGCUCAUUGACUUCAGCUACCUGCUGUCCAAAGUAGAAGAGAAGGUGGGCUCACCCGAGAGGCCUCUGUCCGACCUGGGCCUCAUCAGUUACCGUAGCUACUGGAAGGAAGUGUUACUCAGAUACAUGUGCAAUUUCCAGGGCAAGGAGAUCUCCAUCAAAGAAAUCAGCCAGGAAACUGCUGUCAAUCCGGUGGACAUAGUGAGCACCCUGCAGUCUCUUCAGAUGCUCAAGUAUUGGAAGGGAAAGCACCUGGUGUUGAAGCGACAGGACCUGAUUGAUGAGUGGAAGGCGAAGGAGAUCAAGCGAGGCCAUAGCAACAAAACCAUCGACCCGAGCUCACUAAAAUGGACCCCUCCCAAAGGGACAUAAGCACUAAGAUGCUCAGGCUACUGAAUAAACUCAACUCCAGCCUCACCAGCCACAACUAGCCUAGACCUACGAACUGUCAAUAAAGACCAGUGUUCAUUCUUUUUGUUCAUGAUUUUACCCUCCUUUAUUUGUCACUGAACUUUUUUUUUUACUUUUAUAUUUUACUUCCAUUUAGAUUUUAAAGCUACAUACGUUCCAAGUCCAAUGAUUCUCGUCUUAAAUAUUGUCAAACAAUUUACAGUAGAGAAUCUCUUUGUCCUAUUUGUUUUAAAAACUGCCUUCAUCUAAUAAGCUUUGAAUGUUAAAUGAUACAUGGUCCAGUGUUGUGGAUAAAAUGAAUGUUGGCUUUGCUCAUGCAAAAAAAAAAAGACAUACCUGCAUUUAUCAGCAUUUACAUGCUGUUAUUUUUUAUUUCAUUCAAGAAAUGUGCAUUUUUAAGAUGGUAGUUUUUGUUUGGGCUUAAUACAAUAAUUGUUAGCAUGACUUGAAAUCGUAAGCGGAGUGUAUUUUCAGGAGUAUGAUGUAAGGUAACGUUUUCUUUGGUUGGUGUAAAAUUGUAUAGAUCAUCAUAAUGUGUAUUUUCUUUUUUUUUUAGCUCCAUCAAUACAGGAUUUGGACCCAUUCCUCAGAUGAACCUGCCAAAUGAUGGAAUAAUAAAUGAUAGAUAUUUUUAAUUUGCUGAGAAUAUACAAAAAAAAUUAAGACAAUACCACUGUAAGAAUGCACAUAGAAAUAAAACAACCUCAGGUUUUUAUACUGAUACAAUCAUACCUUGCUUGUGUGGUUUCUCCGAAACAUCGAUCGCAGUGGUUGUUGCAGACAGAAUUUCUCUGGUUAAAGAUUCUGUAAAAAAACGGGAAACAUUUUAACUUAACAUUUCAAUGGGCCCGUCUAUGCCUUGUACUUUUAAUGAUAGCUGUUCAAUGUGUAUUAGCAAUUU